Molecule: messenger RNA, 2491 nt
Organism: Exserohilum turcica Et28A
Lineage: Eukaryota; Fungi; Ascomycota; Dothideomycetes; Pleosporales; Pleosporaceae
Exons: 3
Coding region: 1-2259 (752 amino acids)
Biological process (GO): attachment of mitotic spindle microtubules to kinetochore
Cellular component (GO): Ndc80 complex
Source: RefSeq, a predicted model, not a curated record
AUGGCCGACCCGGGUAUGUUCUCGGUGCGCCGUCAGACUUUGGGCCCCGUCAACAACAACGUCUCCGCCAUUCCCAUGCCAGCCUCCGCCAUGAAGCGCACCAGCUCAGUACACAAUAUGCAACAAAAUCAGUUCCCGCCCAACCUUGCGCGGUCGCAGAGCGGAAGUAGAAUGUCCCUCGCUCCUGGCCGUCCCAGCCAGCCAAUCUUUCAGCGCUCCUCGUCCGGCACAAACCUCGCCGAAGGCUUUCCAUCGGGACACCGCAACUCGACCAGCAACUUUGGAGCAGGCAGUGCGCGCAAAAGCUUCGCGCCCGGUGCCUCCAUCUUCCAAACACCUGCGCCCUCGUCCUCGGCCCCGACGUUUGAACAGAGCGCCCAGCGGAGAAGCAGCGUAUUCAAGUCACGGACAUCACACGCGCCCGGGCAAUCAGGCAUCAAGCAAUCCUUCUUCCAGACGGCACCGCUGCCGUCGGUUCCUCCGGCGGACCCCCGACGACUCAAGGACCCAAACACGCGCUCGCACAUGGCACAGGAGCUAAUGGAGUAUCUGACACACAACAAUUUCGAGAUGGAGUCCAAGCACGUCCUCUCCAACAAGGCCAUGACUUCGCCCACCCAAAAGGACUUCAACUCCAUGUUCCAAUGGCUAUACAACCGCAUCGAUCCCAGCUACCGCUUCCAGAAGUCGAUUGAUCAAGAGGUGCCUGCGCUGCUCAAGCAGAUGCGCUACCCAUUUGAAAAGUCCAUCAUGAAGUCGCAAAUUGCCGCUGUUGGCGGUAACAACUGGUACACCUUUCUCGGUCUGCUCCACUGGAUGAUGCAGCUUGCGCGCCUGAUGCAGGCGUUUGACGCGGGAACAUACGACGAUGCGUGCUUUGAGGCGGGCUUCGACGUCUCCGGCGACCGCAUCAUCUUCGACUUCUUGUCCGACGCGUACAGCACCUGGCUAUCAGCCGACGACGAUGACGACGACGAGGAAGCGCAGCAGAAGCACAUGGAACCUCACAUUAGAGCCAUGGCCGCCAAAUUCGAUGCCGCAAACGCUCAACACCUCGAACAAGUCAACCUUUUGGAGGCUGAGCACAAGUACCUGCAGGAUCAAAUCGAAGAGCUUGGAAAGUCUGGCCCAAGGAUACAAAAGCUCGAGGAGCAGAUUCGCAUUCUGGAAGAGGACCGCGUCAAGUUUGAGAACUACAACAACUCCAUGGAGUCCAAGGUCAAGAAGUACACUGACCGCUGCUCAUUCUUGGAGAAGUCGAUUGAGGAGAUUGAGGCCGAGCUCGAGGCUUCGGAGAAAGAGCAGCAAGAGCUUCAAGCCAUUAUUGACGGCCGGGGCAUGACCAUUGCAGAUAUCGACCGCAUGGCAAACGAGAGGGACCGUCUCGACUCUUCUCUCCAGGCAACCUCAGCACGCCUGGAGGAGUCCAAGAAGCGCGUUGCCGAGAAGGAGAUUGCAGCCUCACGGAAGCUUGACGAGCUCGAACAAACGAUUGAGCGCUUCAACAAUCUCGGCUACCAGAUUGGCGUCAUACCAUCCACAGCUGUCAAUGCAAAGGGGCAAGAAUACGAACUGGUCCUCACCAUAACCGAUGCGCCCAACUUUUCAGGCUCCCAAAUGGGCGGCUCAUCCCAAGACGCCUCAGACCGACUCCUUCACGACUCUGGAACAGGGUACUCUCCUGCUCACCUCCUGAACCUCGAUCUCCGUGGCACGGUAAAAGCCAACAUUCUCUCCCUGCGCAAGGAAAUUGCAGAGCGCCGCAACCAAGCGCUAGAGGCAGACAUGAACAACCACGACCUCCUCGACAAGAUCAAGGAAGCCAUGGACGACAAGCAAGCCGAGGUCGAAGCCCUAGGCCACCGAGUCGCCCAAGCCGAAGAGGAGUUGGAAAAGCUCCGCGAGAUUACCAACACACAAAAGAGCCAGUCUGAUGCGCAAAUCGAGCGCAUGGAGAAGGAACUAGGCCGUAUGCGCAGCGGACUCGGAGAAUCUGUGCAACUCAUGGUUCAGCGCGAGAUGGCCGUGAAUAUUGAAUACGAACAGCUGCAACUCCGCGCAAACGCACUCCGCGAAGAACUCCACACGGAAAUCGAACGUAUGCUCGAUGACAUUGUCCGCUUCAAGCUGCAUGUCCAAAAGUCGCUCGAGGAGUACGAGCAGUUUAUUGCCGAUGAGGUCGAGCGCAGCUGCGAGGAGCAGGAUAUGCUCGCUGCUGAGGACGAGGACGAGGAGAUGGACGACGAUGCUCACGACUAGGACUAAACAUGCUUAUGACUUGGAAGCGUGUUCUUGUCUGUGUCUUGUUGUCUUGUUAUUGUUCUUUUGUCCAGGCGUCUGACGGAGCAAGUGUGUGUGUCAUGCGGUACAUGUGCCAACGAUUGGGUUUCACGACGUUCAUGAUUGGUGUUUUGGGUUCUUCUCCAUGUUGGAUGCAUGUGGGCCAUGUCAGGCCAUUUUGGAGCUUACUGUCUUGGGUUGUACCUUUUUC